Molecule: messenger RNA, 1304 nt
Organism: Stegodyphus dumicola
Lineage: Eukaryota; Metazoa; Arthropoda; Arachnida; Araneae; Eresidae
Product: ras-related protein Rab-1A-like
Molecular function (GO): GTP binding; GTPase activity
Source: RefSeq, a predicted model, not a curated record
CUUAUUUUAUCUUUUUCUUUUCCAGAACAUAUGAACCAUACAGUAGUAGCUGACUGUCGUGAUGUGAACAUUACAUUUCAUGGCGAAACUAUUAAACUCGUUAUCUGGGACACAGCCGGACAAGAGAGAUUUAAAGCUAUUGUCCGAUCAUAUUACAGAAUGGCAGACGGUGUUCUUUUAGUUUAUGAUGUGACUGACUAUGCCACUUUCUCCAUGGUAUCAGGCUGGUUAUCAGACUUGAGAACACACAAUGAUGAAGCUGACGUCCUUAUAGUUGGCAACAAAAACGAAGAUCCAGCCAAAAAAGCAGUUACUGCGAGCGUGGUCAGCAAGAUUUGCCCAGCAAGAAGGUAUGGAUUACCUGGAAUGUAGUGCAAAAAGCGGAGAAAACGUAGAUCAGGUUUUUGAAACUCUUUUGUUGAAGAUAAUGAAAAGAAAAAGUCCAACAUCCUUCGCAACUCCCUCAUCUACUAAAUUUAAAGCUUCAACAACAAAGAAGGGGAUUAAAAAUUCUGAAAAUUAUAGCAAUGGAGAUCUUCCCGCAAUCAUUCCUCUCGAUGAUGAAAAUUUUCAGCUCCAUGUUCAACCAGUCAGAGACAAGAAGUGGUAUAAAAAAAUGUGCACGUUGUGAUAUAUAAUGCAAUUUAAGCAGUUUUGUGUGAUAUGAAACAGAAAAUUCUCAAAUUCUAACACCUAUUUAUUUGAUCAUUAUUGACGAAUUUGUGAUUUUCAAAAGUCUCUGCGAUGUUACUUAAUAAUCUGUAAAAAUUUAUAUCUUCACAUUUAUUAUUUGUGCAUUUAUUUAUUAAGAAGUUAUAUUCGGAAAUAAAAUCUCAGCAGCAGAUUUCUUUUUAAACUACAUGGGAAUUCCAGAAGUUCAUAAAGCUGCAUAACAUUUUAUAAACUAACAUUUUAUAAUUUAUCAGUAUUUUCUAUCCUCAUCGUACUUAUUUGAACAAAUGAUUAAUUGACAUUUUGCCAAAAUCACAUAUUUGUACUUUUGUUCUCUUCUAGAUUGUCAGACACUUAAAUGCUUUUUUUCUCGAAACAACGGCAUUGUAGAUUUGUGGUUUUGCCAUGGAUCUGGUAAUAUGUAUAAUACGUUGUGACAAAUUAUAUAUUUAUUUCUUUCACGGUUUAUGCUCAUUUAUACUACGUGGACAAACCAACUAUGUUUUCUGCGUAAGAGACGUAUUUAUACAAAUACAUAUGGGCAGCUUUUGUAAUUCAUUCAAGUUCCAAAUGAAAUGUUUUCUACCAACGGAAUGAUGUACAAUUUUGCGUAAAUUGUAUUCCAAUAAAUU